AUGGAUAAUUCCAGGGAAGCUCGAAGAUCAUCAUCAUCAUCAACCUCCAUGGCUGCUUCAAAUGGUGUUACGAAACGGAGACAACGAUCCUCAGAGAGUAGUCGUGGGCAGGUGCAUCAGGAGGUGAUGAGAGAUAGACCGGAGAAGAAAGAGAGAGAUCCGGAGUCAGCGAAUCGGAGUAAAAGGAGACGGAGUGAAAGGUUCGCGCGGAGAGAUGUAGAAGAAGAAGACGAAGAUAGCUCGGAGGAGAAUAUGGGAGAGGAGGAAGACGACGUCGUUAAGCAUAGUUAUCAAAGGAAGAGGUUCCCUACGGUCGCCGAUGGAAUGAUCGGCGUUACUGUCCCAAGAAAGGCUCGUUCAGCAUGUAUAAAGAGGUCGCAUGAGUGCCGGACUUCUUCGGGAAGCGGCGGUGGUGGAGGACCUCCGACUUCUCCGGGCUUGGAAGUUGUCUCACCGUCUUCCACCAAGCUGAAGAAGAAGGUGAAUGUAAACGGAUCUAAAUCGGGGAUACCGAAGCCACCGAAAUCCUCUGGUACGAUGGAGGACGAUUUGGAGAUUGAAAUAGCGGAGGUCUUAUCCGGACUUAAGCAACAACAUCCUCACCGCUCAAAGAUACAAAGCGAUUCGGAAUCGGAGAAUCUCUUUAUAUCGUCGGAGGUUAAAGUUGCGAACAAGAAUUUGGAGACGGAAGGUGCCGAUGGUUCGGACAUUGAUAAAUCCACCAACGGAACAUCGUCUCCAGUCUCCGAUUUUCACAAGGAGAAAGAAGUCAGGCAAGAAACACCCACCGUAUUGGAUUCUGCCGCGUCAAAAGGGGUAUUGGAGGUUCCACGGUUGGAAAACAAUGGAGACGAGAGUAUUUGUACUAGUAAGCUCGAGAUUGAUCUCAUGGUUCCUCCAUCAGCAGUUCCUUCCUCACCAAAAAACCCUUCUUUUCUUCCCUCCACAUCUGAUUCUGUUGCUCCUAAAGAUUGUUGCAAGGCAAGUCAAGAUAGUUCCGUCAAGAGCAAAGAGAUGAUUGUUGUCGAGAAACGUGAAUGCUUGAAUCUUGAUAUAGAGAGACUGAGCCAAGAGACCGGCAGAUAUUCUAACCUUAGAUUAGAUUCGACCCAACCUCAGCAGGCUAAAUCUGCUCAGCAGAGUUCAGUCUUACCUUCUACUGUAGCUGUACGAGGCUGGCCUAGCGGGAUUCCUCAUCAGGGAUAUGUACCCCUGAUCCAGAACUGUAAAUCUGUGGAUGGUGGAUCUUAUACAUAUGUGCAGGGUGCUUCGAUUUCUGCUUCUCAGCCUAGGCCUAAAAGGUGCGCCACACACGUUUUCAUUGCCCGGAACAUUCAGCAACAUCAGCACUUUGUCAAAGCAAACCAUCUUCCUCAGCCAAACAAAGAUUCUGUUUAUCUGAAAGGUGGUGACUUGAGGCCAACCGCCGGAAACCCAUCCUUGGUAGGAAGCCCUCCUAUUCUCAGCUUGAACUCACAGGCACAAGAUAGAUUCACAGUUAAUGUUUCUCCGCCUAAGGAUAGAGCCUCUGAAAGUGGUCAUUCAUCAACCAGACAGAAAAAACCUCAACUACCCCCUGCAUCUAGUAGUAUAGUGCCUGCUCAAGCUUUCAUCUUCCCAACAAACCACCAUUUGCAACCGGUCAUUUUACCUUCGAAGUCAUCUCGUCCAACAAACAAUAAUCCAUGUGUGGCUGUUGGUACAUCAUCUGUUGAUUUUAACCACCCAAGUUCAUCAGCCUGCGAAGCUUCUUCUCCGUACUUUACAGUUCUCCCAAACAAUGCAUAUUCCUUUCAACUGUCUUCAACCGUCAGAGAUGGGAGUCAGAGCCAAACGUUACCUUUCUUCAAUGGGUCCUUUUAUUCGCCGCAAAUGUUCCAACCUCCCGAGCUUCUGCAGAAACAAAGUAAAGGCCAAUGGGAGACAAAGACAACGAGCUGUUCCUCAGUAUCCCAUAGGCAACUGCAACCGCAAGAUCGUGUGAAUAGCGUUUCAAGCCAAGCUAAUGUUCAGAAACACCGUCAACAAUCUCAAAAGUCCGAGGCCAAAUCCGCUGGAGAUAACGCAGAUUCAAGGGGUAGCCACACUCAUAAAGGAGGGCCAUAUGGCCAGAUCAUUACUGCUCCUAUGCAGCCACAAAACUUUUCCAUGUCAUUUGCCUCUCUCGCUGGUGGUUCUGCCCCUGCAAAUCUGAAUUUCUCUACCAAUGGCUACCAGUUCGUAUCUGCAGCUCCCGUUGUUCACCAUAAAAACCAUAAGGCAAGUGACUCGAAGACGGGAGUUGGAAGCUCUACAAGUCAUGCCGAGGAUCCGAAAAAGACUCUGACCGGGAGGACUCCAGCGAUGAAAGGACAGACGCUGGUUUUUGACAAUCCACCGAGAACCCUCAACUUUGUUUCUGGUACUUGGCCUCCUCCUGCAGCAACAACAAUAAAUGGAGAUCCUUCAGUGUUUACCCAUCAUCUUACGCAGAGGCAGCAGCAAUCUGGUCGGAGUAAAACGAUGGCUCAUUCUCAGGCUGACUCUGUUACCGCCAAGUCAUCCCAGUGGAAAAACCCUGCAGCCUCAUCACUCACGUCGUGCAAUUCCUUAAACCUCACGCAGUUCCAGCCUCAGCAGCAGAUAAGAACACACGGACAGACUCAGAUUUCUUUUGCAGCACCAUCAAAGUCGCAACAUGGAAGAACUAGUGGUGGCUCUUCUUCUGCAGUGACAGGGUCUGCUCCACAUGGAAAAGCAGCAAGCCCUAAGGUCAGCAACAACAAAGCCUUGCCGUUAUCACCUGUUCCUUCUUCAGCUGCACACGCAAAAGACCAGGCAGAGAAUUCAGCUUCUGGCUCGACCCAAAAGAAAUCUCCAGUUUGUGGGAGGAACGUGCCACCGAUCAUAACUUCGUGCCCUGGUCACCUUUCUGAGCUAAAGUACUAG
Eruca vesicaria subsp. sativa (arugula) is the source of this 2928-nucleotide messenger RNA. NCBI's taxonomy places the organism in Eukaryota, Viridiplantae, Streptophyta, Magnoliopsida, Brassicales, Brassicaceae. The record is from the annotation of a GenBank genome assembly.